AAAACAUACAGGUUACGGGGUGUGGAAUAUCGAAUAGUGACGAAUACGCAUAUCGUAUUCAUGUAGUCUUACGAUCAAGAAUGCUAACAAAUUAGUAAAAAAGCUUUGUUGGUUUCCCAUUUGGCAGCCAGACUGCAUUUUGGCUCACCACACCUUUGCGAUACUUCUAUUGCGGUUUUAUCGCUAAUUUGCUUGCGCUAACGGUUUGUCGAGCUGCGUAACUGCGUUGUAUCACUUGUAUGAUAAUUUGUUGGAUUUGGAUCAGUCGUUUUCCGGGAUUUUCCAAUAUUUUUUAUGCUCAUCUGUAGUAUCAUCAAAGCCUGAACAUUGUCAACCGCAUUGAGAGAUUGAUGAACUUUUCAUCACGGACAUGUUAAUAAUAUUAUUAUAACAUUCGAUCGGAAUAAUACGCGUUCUGCGAAUCAACCCGACCAUUUUGUAAUGAGGAAAUUGGAUAUUUUACAUCAAGAUCGAUUUAAAACUUACCCGGAUAGCUUAUACAUUGUGGAAUCACUGAAAUCAACGGAUUUGUUACUGCCCAUACAAAUGGACUUUGAAUGCCACCUGUUAUUAUCAUACUUGAAGUAUCAAAUUACGGGUGACCUCAGGGCGGAAAAGUACAAUGAAGGCGGUUCUGUUGCUUCUCUGUUUUGUUUGGUAAUGAUUUGCACCUGUCCAAGUUGAAUAGUAGCGGUAUGUCAGCAAUAUUUCGUGAACGAUUCGGAGCAACGGGAUCCUAUAAAGUACGGGAAGCGGAAGCCGUGUCGGAACCAAACAUACCAUCAAUGCGUUCAACUGUGCCGGCUACUGUCCAGUUCCUCGAUGAGUCUAGUUGCACAUUCUACAUUGAAAAGAAUGCCAAAGGACAAGAUCUUCUGGAUCUGGUUGCGGAUCAUCUUGAUCUGGUGGAGCCCGACUACUUCGGUCUUCAGUUUAUUGACCCAGAUUUCGAAACUACUUCUGAUGGAUGGAGGUGGCUUGAGUCUCAUAAAUUUGUGAAGAAGCAAGUGCGAACCGGUGUUCCAUACGUCUUUAUCUUCCGCGUGAAAUUUUUCGUAUCGGAUCCUUGUUUACUGCAUGACGAGUACACUAGGUACAACUACUUUCUUCAGUUGAAAAAAGAUGAGGAAGGCAAGCUACCAGUUCCUGAAUCCAUAGCAGUAUUACUGGCAAGUUACGUUGUACAGUCCGAACUCGGUGAUUUCUCACCGGAAGACCAUCGACCUGGCUACUUGUCCGAUUACACAUUCAUUCCACACCAGCCUCCUAAUUUUGGUGUCAAAGUCCAUGAACUGCACAAGUUGCACAGAGGCCAGACUCCAGCGGAUGCUGAGUUUAACUUUCUCGACCAAUGCAAAAGACUGGAAACAUACGGCAUCAGUUUGUACAAUGCGAGGGAUGCUAACGGAGUUGAUAUCCAGCUGGGGGUGACUUUUAAUGGAUUGGUAGUAUUCCAGAAUGGGAUGCGGCUCAGUAUUUUUGCAUGGGCCAAGAUUGUUAAAAUUUCCUUCAAGCAAAAACAGUUCUUCAUCCAGAUACACGAAGAAACGAAAGACUACGACACGCUUUUGGGAUUUUACAUGCUGAGUUAUCGCACCUGCAAAAAUUUGUGGAAAUCUUGCGUCGAACAUCAUAGUUUUUUCCGUUUGAAAUCCACACGUCCAUUGAUCUCAAAGAAAUUUAGCUUUUUCUCGCUGGGAUCCAAGUUUCGAUAUAGCGGACGGACCGAAUAUGAAACGCUCGAGGAUGGAAAACGGCGGUUUCGUGUGGAAAAGUCAAGUAUUACUCGAGCGCCCAGUAAGCGUUACCAGCGGCGCACCGUAGCUGGCACAUCACGGGAUCAGAUUCUGGAAGAGAAGACCAUCGCGCCCGGUUUCCAGGCGGGAUUGGCCAAAGAGAAAUCCCUCCCGGCAUCCCAAUCGCAUUCCGCCGUUAAUCGUGUGAACAGCAGCAGUAAUAUUAUCAGCACCGGGAAUAAUGUGACGAUUGUGCAUGUUAAUCACGCGGGCAAUGAGCAUACGAGCAACGGACCCCUCAACCCGACAACGCUGCACCGGAGGAGCCUGGGCUCCACCAAUGUGACGCUGAACAAUGGCAUUCCAUCCGUUGUGGCACCGGUUACCUUGUUUAGUCAGCAGGCCGUUAAGAGAAGCUCUCCGGGCCUUAAUAGGAGCAAAGUCGACGAUGAUGGAGGCUUCAGGGAAGCUAAUUUCAGCCGAUCAGCCGGUACGAAGUUCACCAGUAAUCACUUACGAUUGGAUACUAAUGAGACGUCUCCUCAUCAUGCCGUUAAUGGAUUAUCCUACCGUGUUAUGCCGGAAAGGAGUCUGGAUGGAGUGCAGUCGCCUUCGGGUGGUGCGGUAACCAGCAGCUCCAAUCGCGUUCUACCGCCUCCGCUCAGGAAAGACUUAGUGCAUCCGCUCCAGCCUUUGGAAAGUGUUGGUAAUGGGAUCUCUGCCGGUUGUGUCUGCAUCCGAAUUAAGCCGGAUGCCGAUGGGAAAUUCGGUUUCAAUGUGCGGGGUGGGGUGGACCUAAAUUUGCCUGUGAUUGUCACCCGUGUGGCGCCUAAUACGCCAGCCGACUUGGCGGUGCCGAGAUUGUACGAAGGUGACCAAGUUAUCUCCAUUAAUGGACAGGACACAUCCAUACUCAGUCAUGACGAAGUUGUUCGUCUGAUAAAGUCCUCUUAUCAAAAUCGGACAGGGGAAUUGGUCCUCUACGUUAGACCAAAUGUGUAUAACGGCGGCGAAGAACCGGAUGAACCAGAAUUUCAAUACGUUCCUGACACACCCAAAGCAAAUGGUCUUCUCAGUUCCAGUCCUUUGCAUGAAUCCAUGAUGCUGCUGUCAGAAAGCUUGAAAACUGGGAAUGCUUUACUGCAGUUCGAGCAAUUAUAUAAGCGGAAUCCGAAAAUGUCCAUGAAAGAUGCGGAAACACUGAACAACAAUCCUCGGAAUCGAUACAAGGAUGUGCUGCCAUAUGAUAGCACUCGAGUACUCAUCCAUGGCGUUCCAGGGAACGAUUACAUUAACGCUAAUUACAUCAAGAUGGAAAUUCCUACUUCCGGCAUUGUCAAUCGUUACAUCGCGGCGCAGGGACCCCUUCAACAUACCAGCUUUGAUUUCUGGCAGAUGGUUUGGGAGCAGCAGUCUACGUUAAUCGUCAUGCUAACGUGCUUAGUGGAACAGGGUCGGAUCAAAUGCCAUCAGUACUGGCCCAAACUGUACGAAACAACUGAUUAUGGCGCACUGCAAGUCACUUGUGUCAAGGAACAAGUGCUUGAAUGUUUUGCAUUUCGUGAACUGACUCUCAUCCAUAUGGAGACAAAUGAGGAACGGCACAUCACACACAUGCAGUACAUUGCUUGGCCUGACCAUGGCGUGCCGGAUGAUGCCAGUGAUUUUCUGGAAUUUGUGAUACGGGUGCGGCAGUACAGGGUGGGCAUGAAUGAGCCCUGUAUUAUUCACUGUAGUGCCGGGAUUGGACGCACAGGAGUCAUUAUCCUAAUGGAAACCGCCAUGUGUCUCAUUGAGGCCAAUGAACCGGUGUAUCCUCUGGAUGUUGUACGGUGCAUGCGCGACCAGCGGGCGAUGCUCGUCCAGACCACUAGUCAGUACAAGUUCGUGUGCGAGGCCAUUCUUAGAGUGUUUAACGACGGAUUAGUGAAACCGUUAGAUGAAUACAGGAGAUAGGAAGGUCAUGCCAAGAUUGAUCCGGCGGAUGGUGUAUUGGCAGUGGUAUCCAGACGACGCCGAGAUGUUGUCAAGUGUUCUCAUUCCCUCUUGUUUCCUUUUUUGACCUAAUUUAAGUCAAUUGGGGCCUUGGUGACAAUUUGAAAGUUCCCUGGAGAUUUGCUGAGUAUUUUUGGGGUUCGGUUUAGUGUAAUGGCAAUGGGAUGGGUUAUCCCAAGAGGAUGCUGGCUAUUUUGGCCAGUUACUGUUUUUAUAUAUUGGACGUUUGACCAUUUGUUAAUGCAGCUCACUUCUGGGCUCAGUGUGCGCGGUCUCUGUCGCAUAACGGCGUGCCUAUGCUGUGAUGGUAUAUAAUUUUUCAGAGUGUACAAUUCGCACUUGGAUGUACAGUGAUUUAUACAAAAUGAAGCUUUCGAUUCACUGA
Paramacrobiotus metropolitanus is the source of this 4116-nucleotide messenger RNA. RefSeq names its product tyrosine-protein phosphatase non-receptor type 4-like. Gene Ontology annotation, biological process: protein dephosphorylation. Gene Ontology annotation, molecular function: protein binding; protein tyrosine phosphatase activity. NCBI's taxonomy places the organism in Eukaryota, Metazoa, Tardigrada, Eutardigrada, Parachela, Macrobiotidae. The record is from RefSeq and is a predicted model, not a curated record. Gene Ontology annotation, cellular component: cytoskeleton.